This is a messenger RNA of Cokeromyces recurvatus, 2313 nucleotides long. Its product is annotated as S-adenosyl-L-methionine-dependent methyltransferase. The coding region runs from base 1 to 2313 and encodes 770 amino acids. NCBI's taxonomy places the organism in Eukaryota, Fungi, Mucoromycota, Mucoromycetes, Mucorales, Mucoraceae. Gene Ontology annotation, biological process: tRNA methylation. Gene Ontology annotation, cellular component: cytoplasm; nucleus. The record is from RefSeq and is a predicted model, not a curated record. The transcript has 6 exons. Gene Ontology annotation, molecular function: tRNA (cytidine-N5)-methyltransferase activity; tRNA binding.
AUGGGAUACGGUAAAAAGAAGCGUGGAGCUAAUAAACGUCAAAAUAAAACUGAUAGCACAGGUGAGAAGAAGCAAAAAUAUUUCGAUGAACGUACACCCUAUGCUGAUAUUGAGAGAGAUAAUCUCAAGUUUAAAGAAUAUUAUCAGAAACAAAAUAUUUUACCUCCAGAGGAAUUCGAAGAAUUUUACUCAUUCAUAAAAACUAUUUUACCCAGUACAUUUCGUAUUACAGGCAGUAGAGCUACUGCUAUGGAGAUUUUAAAUGUCGUUCAAAACACUUAUGUUCCCAACAUGCAAAACGUGGUUAUUGAUGGUGUAAAGAUCGAGCCUCCUAAACCUUUACCUUGGUAUCCUGAUAAUCUUGGUUGGCAAGUGAAUGCACCUAGACUUGUCAUUAAAAAGUCGCCUGAAUUUCAAAAAUUCCAUAAAUUUAUGGUAACAGAGACAGAAGCUGGUAACAUAAGUAGACAAGAGGCUGUUAGUAUGGUACCUCCUCUUUUAAUGGAUAUUAAACCACAUCAAUGGGUGCUUGAUAUGUGUGCUGCUCCUGGAUCUAAGACUGCACAAAUUAUUGAAGCUGUGCAUUCAAAUGACAAAUUAAAUGAAAUGCCUACUGGUCUGGUUGUUGCUAAUGAUGCCGACUAUAAACGUAGUCACAUGUUAGUUCAUCAAUCUAAGAGAUUACAGUCUCCUUGUUUUAUGGCUACUAAUCAUGAUGGUGCUCAUUUUCCCAAUAUUCAUGUUCCUUGUAUUAAUGCACAAGACGAUCAAGAUUCACUCCCAUGGCAAUUUGAUCGUGUCCUUUGCGAUGUUCCUUGCAGUGGUGAUGGUACAAUUCGUAAGAAUGAAAAAAUUUGGUCAAAUUGGAGUCAUAAUGAUGGUCUUCAACUUCAUUCCACUCAAGUUCAAAUUUUUGCUCGUGGUUGUCAACUUGUUAAGCUUGGUGGACGUAUCGUUUACUCUACUUGUUCUUUUAAUCCAAUUGAAAAUGAGGCUGUUGUUGCUGAAGUACUUCGACAAACUAAAGGUGCUAUUCAACUUGUUGAUGUCUCUACCUCUUUACCUGAAUUAAAACGUAGACCAGGUUUAAGUACUUGGAAGGUAACUAAUAAGGAUGGUGUCUUUAUUGAUUCUAUUGAAGAUAUUCCUGAAAGGAGACAACGUGCAAAAUUCCCUCGUAGUGCUUUCCCACCUACUCCUGAAGAAGCAAAGGAAAUGCAUUUGGAAAGAUGUAUUCGUAUUUAUCCUCAUCAUCAAGAUACAGGUGGCUUCUUUGUUGCUGUUUUUGAAAAAGUAAAGCCUUUAACUGCUGCUGAUCGUAUCUCACUUGCUAGAUCACAAGGAAAGAACGUUUCCCAAAACGAUGUUGAAGAGGCUAAAAAAGAAAUGGAUGUCGUUGAAGAUAAGGAAGGUAAUGUAGCCCUCAAUGAUAUGGAUGAAGUCAUCCCUACUAAGCGUACAAGCACAGAUAAGGAAGAAGGAGACCAUGUAGAAGAAGGAUCGGUCAAGAAGAUCAAGACGGAUAAAACAGAGGAGGAGGAGGAAGAGAAAGUGAUUAAGCCAUAUGAAGGCAAACCUAAAAAAGAUGUUCCUGGAAUUAAAGAAGCUCCUUUCGAGAUGAUGCCUUCUAAUUCUAAUGACCUCGAUGAAAUUACCCAAUUUUAUGGUCUUGAUCCUAAAUUCCCUCGUGACCAAUUUUUAUUGCGCUCGGAUGGCAAUGCUAAGGGUCGUAGUCUUUACUUUGUCUCUAGUUCUAUAAAAAGAGUUAUUGAAUCUAAAGACUUUUCUCGACUUCAAACUGUCAAUACCGGUGUCCGUCUCUUUGUACGUCAAUCAUCUCCUGUUGAGAAUGGUUCUCCUUUCCGUUUAACUUCUGAAGGUCUUCCUAUUCUUGAUACCGUUUUAAGUGAUAAGCGUCGCAUUACAAUUGAUUUGGAAACACUCAAGACAUUGUUAGUUGAAGCCUUUCCCAUCUUGGAAGAGUUCAGUGAAGAAGUUAGAAAGAUGGUAACUCCUAUGGAGAAUGGUUGUUGUAUUGCCCAUGUAAAGACGGAUGAUGAAAACAACAAAUUUAAAUUUACUGUUCCCCUCAUUUUACCUGUCUGGAAGGGUAAAAACUCACUUAAUGUGUUAUUAAACAAGAAUGACAAAAGAGCUUUGUGUCAGCGUAUCUUUGGCAUAAUACCCGGAACUACACCUGAACAUCUUUUGCAAAGAUCGCUUGAAAAUCAAAAGGAGAAGUUAGCUGCAGACGCAGCAGCAGCAGCAGCAGCACCAGCUUCUGUUUCCCAGGAUGAAAGUAAUACAGCUUAA